This is a messenger RNA of Anolis carolinensis (green anole), 2048 nucleotides long. RefSeq lists its product as uncharacterized. The transcript has 2 exons. The record is from RefSeq and is a predicted model, not a curated record. Lineage: Eukaryota; Metazoa; Chordata; Lepidosauria; Squamata; Anolidae. Bases 221 to 1810 code for a protein of 529 amino acids. Gene Ontology annotation, molecular function: zinc ion binding; nucleic acid binding.
AAACUGUCAGAACCCUGCUACUAGAGCCUGGAUGUGGCUCUGAGUUUCAGGGUCACUGACAUUGAUAAGACACCUGCGUCCCAGGACUCGGAGGAGAAACGGCUGAUGGACUUGGCGGGGAAUUUGCGCGGGGUUUUACUGAGCGGGAAGAGACUGUUCAAAUGAGGGGGAGGGUAUAUAAAGGAGGGUUGGCCGGAGCCUCCCAUUCUUGGCUUUUCUGAUGUUCAUGUUUCCUACAGUAAAAGUUCCUGGUGAUACCACAGAGAGUCUCGUGUGUUCAUUCAGGAGCGGCUGUGGUGAGCUGACACUAAGCCAAGAAUACGGACACCAUCCCGCUGUAGCGGUGAGAUGUAACAUGCAAGUGGAGGAUGAAGAGCUCUUGGGCGCCGGAGGAGGAAGGUCGGAAAGGGCCACUCCCGAGACGGACGCUGAGUUCCACCAGCUGGCGGCCCUGGCGUCAUCCACCGCUUAUGCCCAGCCAAAUGGGGUAACCCAGAGGCGCGGAGUGGUGCGGGGAGAUAGCACCGGAGGAGAGGAAGGUUCACCUUCCCCAGGCCCGCAAAAGAUGGUGUUUCUGGAGGAGAGGAUGUCGGCGAUGGAGACCACCCUGGCAGUGAUGUCGAGGGCGAUGGAGCGCCUGGCGGUUUUGGCGGAGCCGGAGCGAGGAAGGGAACUCCGGGCUAGCUCAAUGUGGGACGUGAGCAUGGGAAGCAGCCAGGGCUUUGCAGACCUCCCAGCACCGAAGGGAAGGGAAAUGCGAAAGGAGCCCGGUGCCCGGCCCAAGAUCCAAACGAGCCUGACGCGGGUGGAGGAGAGUGACGACGAAGGGGAAAAGCCUCCGAGAAUCCCGGCUACGCUCCCAACUGAGACCCUGGUGCCCCUGGCGAAUGCCGGGCGUGGCACAGGACAAAGGGAAGCAGCAGCGGGGCCCACUGGCCCGCAAGGGGGCUUGCGACGGGCGGAGAAUUGGGGAUUGCCACCACAGGGACCCCUACCGAGACGAGAGGAACUAAGGAUCGAGUUUGGGGGAGAGUCCUCUGAACUGGAUUUUUUCCUGACCACGGUGAGGGGCUAUAUGGAGGACAAUGCCCACACUUUUAGAACGGAAUCCAGCCGGGUACGGGCCAUUGGUGCAGUGUUGAAGAGGGGAGCGGCCAGCUGGUACGUUCAACUACACGCGCGGCGCGACCCAUGUCUGGGGUCACUCCGACGCUUUAUGGGGGCCCUGGAGACCCGUUUCCGAGAUCCACUGGAGCAGAUCCGGGCGAGGGAGGAGUUGAAGACCGUCUCCCAGGGGCAGAGGUCGGUAUCUGAGUAUGCGGAGGAGUUCCAAUGCCUCGCUGAAAAGGUGCCGGAAUGGUCUGCAGUGACAAAGAUAGAACUCUUCAAAGAGGGGCUCAGGCGGGAGAUCCUCUCCUGGGCGGUGCAUCGUGAUGAGCCUGACACACUGCGCGGAUGGAUUCAGCUGGCGGGGCGCAUCGAGACAUCGCUGGCCCAGGCGAGGAGGCACCGAGGAGGGCUACAGCAGCGGCCGCAGAUGAAAGAGGGGAGCCGGAAGGAGGGAUCAACCCCAGCCGGGAGGAGAACGGAGCCGACAGGGAACGUGAGCACCAGCAGGAGGGGCUGCUUCGUGUGCGGCCGUUUGGGCCACAGGGCUGCCGAGUGCUGGCAGAGAAAAGGGGAAGGCGGAGGCCCGCCCAAACCAAGAGCCGUGGCAGGGAAACGCGCCGAGGAAGAACCACCGAUGAGGCACCACUCGGGGGGGUUGGACGAAGGGGAGGAGGACGCCAUGUCAGAACCCUGCUACUAGAGCCUGGAUGUGGCUCUGAGUUUCAGGGUCACUGACAUUGAUAAGACACCUGCGUCCCAGGACUCGGAGGAGAAACGGCUGAUGGACUUGGCGGGGAAUUUGCGCGGGGUUUUACUGAGCGGGAAGAGACUGUUCAAAUGAGGGGGAGGGUAUAUAAAGGAGGGUUGGCCGGAGCCUCCCAUUCUUGGCUUUUCUGAUGUUCAUGUUUCCUACAGUAAAAGUUCCUGGUGAUACCACA